GGUCAAACAAUGGAUGACUGGAAAAAUCGGCUUGUAAUCAAGAGCAUGCUUCCCCAUUUCGCCAUGGUGGGAAAUCGUCAGGAGCCCAGAAAGCUCCAGGAAUCGCCACAGGGAACCAUUAAGAGGAGACAGGAAGGAGACAACUUCCAGUUUCCAGGCAUGGCUGACGGGGGUUACCCUAAUAAAAUUAAGAGGCCUUGCCUUGAAGAUGUCACCCUUUCUAUGGGCCCAGGUGCCCAUCCCAGUACCCCCUGUGCAGAGCUGCAGGUUCCUCCAUUAACGAUGAAUCCUAGCCCUGCGGCUAUGGGCGUAGCUGGCCAGUCAUUACUACUUGAGAAUAAUCCCAUGAAUGGCAGCGUUAUGGGCCCACCAUUUGUGGUACCACCAACUGCAGAAAUGGGGCUGAAAGGGGCCACGGUUCCUUACUAUGAGAAAAUCAACAGCAUGCCGGCUGUAGACCAGGAACUUCAAGAUCUGCUGGAGGAGCUAACCAAAAUUCAAGAACCUUCUCCAAAUGAGCUAGAUCUUGAGAAGAUCCUGGGGAGCAAGCCAGAAGAGCCACUGGUCUUAGACCAGCCUCAGGCAACCCUAGGCACAACUCCCAAGCCUUCAGGUCAGAUGCCACACUUGGAGAGCCUUGGUUCCAGCAAGGAGUUUGCUUCUAGUUGCAGCCAAGUCACUGGCAUGUCACUUCAGAUCCCGCCCUCCUCCACUGGGAUCAGCUAUUCGAUCCCUUCCACCAGUAAGCAGAUCGUCUCACCCAGUUCUUCUACAGCACAGGCCAAGAACCAGGUGCAGGCCAUGCUCCCUGUCACUUUGCCCCCCCUCCCAGUGCCUCAGUGGCAUCAUGCCCACCAGCUGAAGGCAUUGGCAGCCAGCAAGCAGGGAUCUGCUACAAGGCAACAAGGGCCUACCCCCAGUUGGUCUGGUCUGCCUCCUCCAGGCCUCUCCCCACCUUACCGCCCAGUGCCAUCGCCACACCCACCACCGCCGCCGCAGCCAUUCAGCCCUCAGAGCCUCAUGGUGUCCUGCAUGUCAUCCAACAACUUGUCAGGCAACACUAUGCAAGGCUCUGCCAAUGCCUUACUCUCAAGCAUGGUGUCCAGCAGCAACGCUGCCCUUGGGCCCGCCAUGCCCUAUGCCUCUGAGAAGCUCCCCAGCCCAGCUCUCAGUCAGCAGCCGCAGUUCAGCCCACAGAGCCCCAUUCUGGCCAACCUGGUAUCCUCUACCAUCAAAAGCCCUCCAGGACACCUGAUGUCUGCUCUGCCCACCAGCAACCCUGGGCCAUCCCCCCCCUAUCGCCCAGAGAAGCUCUCCAGCCCAGGCUUGCCGCAGCAGUCCUUCACUCCUCAGUGCUCUCUGAUCCGGAGCCUCACUCCCUCCAAUAAUCUGCUCAGCCAGCAACAGCAGCAGCAGCAGCAGCAGCAGCAGCAAGCAAACGCGAUCUUUAAGCCUAUGGCCACCAACUCAUCUAAAACCCUGAGCAUGAUCAUGCAACAGGGGCUGGCAAGCUCCAGCCCCGGAGCCCCAGAGCCAUUUACUUUUGGCAACACCAAGCCCUUGUCCCAUUUUGUUUCUGAGCCGGGCCCCCAGAAGAUGCCCUCCAUGCCUACCACCUCUAGGCAGCCUUCCCUGCUCCACUACCUGCAGCAGCCGACACCAACGCAGGCCUCAUCUGCCACUGCCUCCUCCACCACCACUGCCACCUUGCAGCAGCAGCAGCAGCAGCAGCAGCAGCAGCAGCAGCAUCCUGACCAUUCUUCCUUCCUUCUGCAGCAGAUGAUGCAGCAACCCCAGCGCUUUCAGCGAUCAGUGGCCUCGGAUUCCAUGCCUGCUCUGCCCAGACAGGGCUAUUGCCAUCUGUUUGCACGGACUUCUACAGCUAGCUCGGUGGAGCACCAGCGUCAACACUGGAACCCUUCCCCUAGCAGGCCAGAUCCUCAGCCUGGAGACGUGUCACCAUUCAACAUUACUCAUGUAGACAAAGCCUGCAAGCUUGGGGAAGCCAGGCCCCCCCAGGUCAGCCUCGGGCGACAGCCCCCAUCCUGCCAGGCCCUGGGGAGCGAGUCCUUCCUGCCCGGCAGCUCCUUUGCUCAUGAGCUGGCCCGAGUCACCUCCUCGUACAGCACCUCAGAGGCAGCGCCCUGGGGCGGCUGGGAUCCGAAGGCCUGGAGGCAGGUGCCCGCUCCACUACUGCCUAGCUGCGACGCCGCAGCAAGAGAAGCAGAGAUCAGGUCUUACGGCAAUGACCCCUGAACAGCUGAGUGCAUAUAUCGCCCAACAGAUGAGUCAAUUUCAAGCCGUCCAAGAACAAGUCACCUCCAAGUGUAGCCGGACCAAGGCAAGCCCCCCAUCCAGCCAGCACAUGAUGCCACCCAGAACCGGGCUCCUUCAGAACAAUCAGAGUUCAGGCAUGACCCCACCCACCAGGCGCCAGAGUCGGGAGGGCAUGGGCGUGAUCUCCCCUCCUCCAGGGAAGCAGCAAGGAAUUUUCAGCUCUAGACCCCAGUUUCCUAUACCCUCGUGCUCGGGCCAGAACCCCCAGAGCAGUCUUGGCUCUGUCUGCCAGCAUACGCAGAGUCCCAAGGCCACCCCCCCAGGAGUGCCCCUGCCCGGGUUCUGUCCCAGCCCCCUGGGCAGCCAGUCCCUGAGUCCCCAGCAGCUCAGACAGCCCAGUGUGCCAAGAGUGCCCACUAUGUUCAACAAUGCCUCAUGGGUGGCAGCAGCAGCAGCUGCCACCACAGCAGCUUCGAGGGAACCACCCCCGAGCCAAGUAGGUAAUGACAUUCAGCAGCACUUUGAUAGCAACUCAAUCUUUGCCAAGGCACCCAUGAGAGUGCCCCCAGGACCCCCGGCAUGUCCAUCUCAGCAAGUGGUUGUGCCCCUCAGUCAGAUGACCCCAGGGGGCAGGCCUGGCCAGAAGGCAAGUGCUACCCUGGCCAACCCCAGCUUCAGCCUGCUGGGCAGCCAGAGCUGCAGGCAGAGCCCAGUGAGGGGCCCCGUGCCUGUGCUGAACACCACCAAGUCCCUCCAGCAGGGCAUGGCCAGCUUCGGUCCCAUGAGUCCCAUACAGGGCAUCGAGCCCCCAAGCUAUGUGGCCGCUGCUGCUGCCGCUGCUGCUGCCUCCGCCAUCGCCCCCAGCCAGUCCCCAGGUUCAUUCAACAGAACGACUACCCCCCCUGAGCUGCCACCUGACACCUUUUUGCCCCAGCCCCAGGCCCCUUUAAAUGAUCUGAUUUCUCCACCUGACUGUAGUGAGGUGGAUUUCAUUGAAGCUCUCUUAAAAGGCUCCAGCGUGAGCCCCAGUGAAGACUGGGUGUGCGACCUGAGGCUGAUCGAUGACGUUUUGGAACAGCAUGCUGCUGCCCAAAACACGGCAGCCCAGAAUGCUGGCCACCUCACCCAGGAUGCUGGGGAGCUGUAAAUCUGAGCAGGACACCCAUAGAACCCCCCAUGUUGACGUCACUCUAGGGGGUGGUGUGAGUCCACAGCAAAUUCACAACUGGCCCAGACACCCACAGUUGUCUCCUCGUCACAAUUUGAGUGGUGCCAGCCCCUGCCCAUCUCUCUCUCUACCUGUGAUACACGGGAAGCUGGUGAUUUUUCAAGCUACUUGUACAUAUUUGAAAAUUUUGUAAAUGGUUUUCCUAAACAUUAAUGACAGAAGUAUUUAUACUUCAUUUUGUGACUUUGUAAAUAAAGUGACGGCUUUCGUUUCAGUAGUGUUGUGUUUAUCAUGCAUUGUUUGUGUUUAUUACACAUGGUUACAAAUAUGCAGACUGUGCUGUUCGCUCCAGUGAUACCUUGUUAAGCCAGGUGGCUGAGUCGCUUACGGUUUUGAUGCGUUGAGAGAUGUGCAUAUGACCAAGAGGUGUCGUGCAAACUGCCAAAUGCCAAAUAGGAAACCACUUGGCCAUUUAUUUCCACUUUCACUAAAAAUUCUAUCGCCUUGUGUGAUUCUUAAUCUCUUUUGCAAACCUUUCAGUCUCAGCUAGCUCUUUCCUAAUGAGCAUUUAUAGCAGAAGUCCUUUUAUCGCUAAGUGCCCCCCAGAGACACUUUGCCGGGAGGCUGAGAGAGCUCUUUGCAUUGGGGAGAGGCACAGAGGUGGCACGUGAGCCGAGCACUGUCCGAGCCAUCCAGCUUGAGGAACUAGCGUCCGCCUCCCUUAGCAUUCAGACUGAGAAAGCCCCGGCUUCAGGCUCCAGUGCACCCUCGCAGGGUGAAGGUGAGCUACUCCUGGUUGAAAGCCUUUCAGUAUUUAUUUUGAUGUAAGGCUCUGUGGUUUGGGGGGGAAGCCUAUAAACAUUAAUAGUUGAUUUGGGGUUUGUCUUUGAUGGUUUCUAUCUGCAAUUAUCGUCAUGUAUAUUUAAGUGUCUGUUACAGAAAAUCUACACCCACUGUCCUGUAAACUUUUCUCAGUGUCCAGACUUUGUGUAAUCACCUUUGAAUUGCCACCUCGUAUUUCGCCUCUACGUUUGAAAUCUGGCAUCUGUUUUGAGCCAGUGCCUUUUUUCUUUGUUCUGUAAUAAACAGCCAGGAGAAAAGUG
This is a messenger RNA of Galeopterus variegatus (Sunda flying lemur), 4548 nucleotides long. It is a transcript of the gene MAMLD1, whose product is annotated as mastermind-like domain containing 1. Bases 10 to 2256 code for a protein of 748 amino acids. The record is from RefSeq and is a predicted model, not a curated record. Lineage: Eukaryota; Metazoa; Chordata; Mammalia; Dermoptera; Cynocephalidae. The transcript is spliced from 6 exons. Gene Ontology annotation, cellular component: nuclear body. Gene Ontology annotation, biological process: regulation of transcription by RNA polymerase II.